This is a messenger RNA of Closterium sp. NIES-67, 679 nucleotides long. The record is from the annotation of a GenBank genome assembly. NCBI's taxonomy places the organism in Eukaryota, Viridiplantae, Streptophyta, Zygnematophyceae, Desmidiales, Closteriaceae.
CAUUAGUAACUGAACCCGAAUGCGUCUAGGACAGGCUGUCGAGAGUGCGACGAUUCUAAGCGACAUGAAACUCGCCAUUUGCCUGGGCAUCCGUGAGCCGUCCGCGAAUGCUGAGUGCGUCUCGAACAAGCUGUCCGACAGCCCCGGAGAGCCUCGGACAGGCUGGCAGGCUGACUCGAGGCGUCCUAGAGUGCUACUUGGCAGUGCCAGCUGCUUCUUAGAACGAACCCUGCCACAGCAUCAACUGCCGUAGCGGACAAGAGACGAGGCGAGCGGACCAUGUGAGCCAAAUUCGUACGAACCUGUGGUACUGUACAGGGGAAGGAAUGAGCCUCUAGGAGGGUAUGAGGAAGUACUACACGAUGACUCAGGCAAGUAGGAGGCUAGGAAUGUGACGGACGGCAGACAGGAGGCGUAUCGUGUAUUUCUGUAGGCAACUUGUGUCUAUGCUCCAUUCACCACCCCACAACUCGUUGCCAUGCGAACAUAGAGCUGAAGGAGCAAGUUUGCGGGUCCAAAUAGAAUGUUCUCGUUAAAUACCCUACCCAACCUUUCUAGGUUGCUAUUCGAACGCUUUGAAAUGCAAAGCAGGCUACUGCACCGCAAUAAGACAUCCCCCAAAAAUUCGCUAUCAGGUGAAGGGAGAGGAGGAACCCUGGGUUGUGUCUGUUCCUUCCAA